Dujonia railenensis is the source of this 1113-nucleotide messenger RNA. The record is from the annotation of a GenBank genome assembly. Lineage: Eukaryota; Fungi; Ascomycota; Pichiomycetes; Serinales; Debaryomycetaceae.
AUGUCAGACAUUUCUAGCAAUAAGAGACCAUUGGAAGAUGAGUCUGAUCCCGAAAUAAAAAAAAUCAAGCCAGACACCUCGUCCGCAAGUUUACCUGAAAAGGUGGAUGAGCCCAAGGCAGAAGCUAAUGAGAAACCUAAGGUGGAAGCAACAGUAGAGGAAGAUAAGGAAAAGAAAACAGAUGCUAAACCAUCAAUUGUACCCCAUCCAAGUUCAGAGGACAAAGAAAAUGGAGAAACAACCAAAAAGUACACGUUUGGUGGUAAUCUGUUUAAGCUUAACUCAAAUAGUUCUAAGGCGUCUGGCCCCACCUUUGGAUCUUCUAGUUCAUUUGGAAAAGUACCAGACACUGAAGAAAAGAAAAAGGAUGAUAAAGAAAUAGGAAAUGUGACAUCUAUUGAAGCAGACAAGGAAGAGAAAAAAGAGGAAGAGAGUUCUACCAAACCAGCAGCUUCAAAGCCAUCGACCUUUGGGUCUUCGUUUGGGUCUUCAUUUGGUUCUUCAUUUGGUUCCAAUUCCAAGUUUGGUAAUGCCUUCCAACAAUCGUUGAAGAAAAAGUCAUUUUUGGACGAAGAAGUAAAGGAAACUAAGGAAGAGACCAGCUCAGAGAGCACACCAAUAAAGGAGGUUGCUGAGCCUGAGAAGUCAGGCUCUCCAGCUGAAGCGUCAGCCAAAGAGGAAGCUGCCCCUCAACAGUAUAAACAGGUGGAGUUGAGCCAAGUUAAACAAAUCAAAACAGGAGAGGAAAAUGAAUUAUCUAUAUUCAAUUCAAACACGAAACUAUUCGAAUUGAACUUGACGAAGAUAAAAGAAGGUUGGAAGGAGAGAGGAUUGGGUCAGUUGCACUUGAACCAAUCUAUUGAAGACAAGCUGCAAGCCAGGCUAGUUAUGAGAUCCCAAGGGUUGCUCAGAGUAAUUUUAAACAUGAAAAUAGCCAAAGAUACCAAUGUUAUGAAGGGAUUAGAGGCCAGCUUAUCUCCUGGUAAAUAUAUCAGACUAAAUUCUAUAGGCGAGGAGGGUGUACCUGUGCAAUAUCUUUUGAAGUUUGGGUCUGAAGCAAUAAGAGACAAAUUAUUCGAUAAGAUCGAAGAGUUGAAGCUGAGUUUGAGCUGA